Messenger RNA from Penicillium coprophilum, 549 nucleotides. Its product is annotated as Translation initiation factor IF2/IF5 zinc-binding. The coding region runs from base 1 to 549 and encodes 182 amino acids. Lineage: Eukaryota; Fungi; Ascomycota; Eurotiomycetes; Eurotiales; Aspergillaceae. The transcript has 3 exons. The record is from RefSeq and is a predicted model, not a curated record.
AUGGCUGACGCUGAAAUCGAAACUAAGCAGCGCAAGUCGGUCGCAUUCAGCGAAGGAUCGGUCAUCAUGGAUACCAAUGGCCAAGUCACAGAUGCCCCUCCGGCUGAGAAACCCACAGGCGAGAAGGAUGUCGACGAGGUCACCGAGAUGUUCAAGGGUCUCUCAAAAAAGAAGAAGUCCUCCAAGAAGUCCAAGUCCGCCGAAGCUGGCGAUGACGACGAAGCCCCCGCCGCCGAUGGCGAAUUCGAUCCCUCCGCGCUGAAGAAGAAGAAGAGCAGCAAGAAGACCAAGAAGGUUGACCCUAACGACUUCGACGCCAAGCUCGCUGAGGCUGGUCUCGCUGAGGAGGCUGGCGAGGAUCAGCCUGAGGAGCUGCCCGAGGGCGACCUCGAGGCCGGCACCGGUAUCUGGGCACACGACGCCACACAACCCAUCCCCUACUCGCUCCUCGUCUCCCGCUUCUUCUCCCUCAUCGAGAGCCACCACCCCGACCUCCUGUCCAGCGGCGCCAAGUCCUACAAGAUCCCCCCCGCCCCAGUGCUUGCGUGA